Messenger RNA from Bombyx mandarina (wild silkworm), 749 nucleotides. RefSeq names its product cuticular protein glycine-rich 14 (gene CPG14). The record is from RefSeq and is a predicted model, not a curated record. NCBI's taxonomy places the organism in Eukaryota, Metazoa, Arthropoda, Insecta, Lepidoptera, Bombycidae.
AUCAUACCUCCUCGAACCAUCCAACGGUUAACAACAGCAAUGGCCAAGUUGAUAGUCGCCCUCGCUUUGAUCGGCUGCGUGGCCGCCGAGCCUCCGGUCGGGUACAGCUACUCCGCUCCUUCGUCCAUCGUCAUCGGAGGACACUCUUCCCUCAGCAGCGGGGGACACUACACCCCGGUGCCUGUCGGACACCAGGAAACCGAGGGCUACAGUGUAGACCCCCAUCUGCUCGAGAAGAUCAAGACCAUCAUCCUUAAGGACGAGAUCCAGAACCAGGCCUACCAAUCCGUCUCUUCUUCCCAUGGUCACGGACACGGCGUCUCUUCCCACUACGGCCCCCCCGCUCCUGUCUACGGCGUACCCCACGACAGAAUCGUCGGCAUCGAACUGGAGCAUCUCCAGCAAGCCAUCCAGGUCGCCCAGUAUCACCAGGCUGAAGAAGGCUACGCUGGUGGCUAUGCCGGUGGUUACUCUGGCUACUCUGGCAUCUCUGGUUACUCCAGCGGCGGUCAUGGUGGUUACUCCGGCGGCGGUCACUCCUACUCUUCACCCUCCAUCAGCUACAGCACCAUCGGAGUCCCCUCAGGAUCAUACGGAGUCCCAUCCCCAUCAUCGUCCUACGGCGCUCCCCAUCAUUAAACGAACUCAGUCAUAGUCAUAUCUUAUCAUUACAUAACAAUUUAUGUAAUGAAACAUCAUGUGAUCGCAUCUUAGAGUAAUAUGUAUUAUAUUAAUAUAAGUUUCUGUAA